Molecule: messenger RNA, 3925 nt
Organism: Alnus glutinosa
Lineage: Eukaryota; Viridiplantae; Streptophyta; Magnoliopsida; Fagales; Betulaceae
Product: cell division cycle 5-like protein
Exons: 4
Coding region: 457-3534 (1025 amino acids)
Biological process (GO): mRNA splicing, via spliceosome
Cellular component (GO): spliceosomal complex; Prp19 complex
Source: RefSeq, a predicted model, not a curated record
UUUUCUACGGAAAAUCGCAGCUCCGAAGAAAGCUAACAAUCAGGUCGAAAUAGACACAGAAUGAAAUCGACUCUUCGGAUUUUUCUCUUACAUUUCCUACGCUUUCCCAGCAACCAAACACAGAAUGAAAAUUGAGAGACUGACGGCUACACCUUGCAGCUCAAACCGAAAGCGGAAACAAGAGCUAGGGUUUUCGAUCUGUUUCUUGUGGGCCUUGAUUGCUCAUUCUAUUUAGGAGCAAAGCCUCGUGCUUUCCUGCGUGCUUUCGAGUGUAGGAUUUGUUUGUUACUCCGGACUGUGUCCCCAUUCUGAAACAGAGUUUCGUACGAUCAUUGCUUCUCUUAUCUUUUCCCCCUCUUUUUCCAUUUCCAUCUACCGUCUUCAUCUUCUUCUUCUUCUUCUUCAAAACCCUAGAACACUAGAGAAGGAGAGGAGCAAUUAAAAAAAGGCAUCAAGAUGAGGAUAAUGAUAAAGGGAGGCGUGUGGAAGAACACCGAGGAUGAGAUCCUCAAGGCGGCGGUCAUGAAAUAUGGGAAGAACCAGUGGGCGCGGAUCUCCUCUCUCCUCGUUCGCAAGUCCGCUAAGCAGUGCAAGGCUCGCUGGUACGAGUGGCUCGACCCCUCCAUUAAAAAGACUGAGUGGACCAGAGAGGAGGAUGAGAAGCUACUCCAUCUUGCAAAACUCAUGCCCACGCAGUGGAGAACGAUUGCCCCAAUUGUUGGCCGUACUCCAUCCCAGUGCCUUGAGCGGUACGAGAAACUCCUUGAUGCAGCUUGUGCUAAGGAUGAGAACUAUGAACCAGGUGACGACCCUCGGAAAUUGCGUCCUGGAGAGAUUGACCCGAACCCUGAGUCAAAGCCUGCACGUCCAGAUCCUGUGGAUAUGGAUGAGGAUGAGAAGGAAAUGCUUUCUGAGGCACGGGCUCGGUUAGCCAACACCAAAGGUAAGAAGGCAAAGAGGAAAGCCAGGGAGAAACAGCUUGAGGAGGCCAGGAGGCUUGCUUCUUUACAGAAAAGGAGAGAACUGAAGGCUGCUGGAAUUGACAAUAGGCAACGCAAGAGGAAGAGAAAGGGAAUAGACUACAAUGCAGAGAUUCCCUUUGAGAAGAAGCCUCCUUCAGGCUUUUUUGAUGUUACCGAUGAGGAUAGACCAGUGGAGCAGCCCAAGUUCCCGACCACAAUUGAAGAACUUGAAGGGAAAAGAAGAAUGGAUGUGGAAACACAAUUAAGAAAGCAAGAUGUUGCUAAGAAUAAAAUUGCACAGAGGCAGGAUGCUCCAUCAGCUAUACUGCAAGCUAACAAGUUGAAUGAUCCAGAAACAGUUAGGAAGAGGUCAAAACUUAUGCUUCCUGCACCCCAGAUUUCAGACCAUGAAUUGGAGGAAAUUGCAAAGAUGGGUUAUGCUAGUGAUCUUCUUGCUGGGAGUGAGGAACUUGCUGAAGGGAGUGGUGCAACACGUGCUCUUCUUGCAAAUUAUGCCCAGACACCACAUCAAGGAAUGACACCUUUACGAACUCCACAAAGAACGCCUGCUGGUAAGGGUGAUGCUAUUAUGAUGGAAGCAGAAAAUCUGGCCAGGUUGAGGGAGUCUCAAACACCAUUAUUAGGGGGAGAGAAUCCAGAGUUGCACCCUUCUGAUUUUUCAGGGGUCACUCCUAAGAAAAGGGAGAUCCAAACACCAAAUCCUAUGUUGACUCCUUCAGCAACUCCUGGAGGUGUUGGUCAUACUCCUAGAUCUGGCAUGACACCAUCAAGAGAUGGCUAUUCUUUUAAUAUGACGCCCAAGGGAACUCCCAUCAGGGAUGAGCUCCAUAUUAAUGAAGAUAUGGAUAUGCAUGAUAAUGCAAAACUUGAUCAAAGAAGACAAGCUGAUUUGAGAAGGAACUUGCGCUCAGGCCUAGGCAAUCUUCCACAGUCAAAGAAUGAGUACCGGAUAGUUAUGCAACCAGUUCCAGAAGAUAAAGAAGAACCAGAGGAGAAGAUUGAAGAAGAUAUGUCUGAUAGGAUAGCCAGAGAAAAGGCUGAGGAAGAGGCAAGACAGCAGGCAUUACUUAGGAAGAGAUCGAAAGUACUGCAGAGGGAGCUCCCUAGACCUCCUGUUGCUUCAUUGGAUCUAAUUAGAAAUUCUCUAAUUAGAGCAGAUGAAGACAAGAGCUCCUUUGUUCCUCCUACUUCCAUUGAGCAGGCUGAUGAAAUGAUAAGAAAGGAGCUUUUAACCUUACUAGAGCAUGAUAACGCAAAGUAUCCACUUGACAAAAAAAUGAACAAGGAGAAAAAGAAAAGUAUCAAACGCUCUGCAAAUGGUUCUGAUUAUGUCCCUGAGAUAGAUGAUUUUGAAGAAGAUGAGGUGAAAGAGGCUGAUUAUAUGAUAGAGGAAGAGGCUCAGUAUCUUCGUCUGGCAAUGGGGCACGAAAAUGAAUCCCUUGAUGAAUUUGUUGAAGCACACAAAACUUGCCUAAAUGAUCUGAUGUACUUCCCUACCCGUAAUGCUUAUGGUCUCUCAAGUGUUGCUGGAAACAUGGAGAAACUUUCAGCCUUGCAGAAGGAAUUUGAAAAUGUGAAAAAGAAGAUGGAUGGUGAUAAAGCUAAGGCAGAAAACCUUGAGAAUAAGGUCAAAGUUCUCACACAUGGUUAUGAGACACGGGCUAAAACGGCUAUCUGGCCAAAGGUUGAAGCAACCCUCAAGCUGAUGGACACCGCUGCAACGGAACUUGAGUGCUUCAAAGCUUUACAAAAGCAAGAGCAAUUAGCAGCUUCACACCGGAUAAAUAGUUUGUGGGAGGAAGUUCAGAAGCAAAAGGAGCUUGAACGAACUUUGCAGAGGCGGUAUGGGGAUCUUGUGGCAGAGGUAGAUAGGAUACAACACCUCAUGGAUGAAUACAGAAUACAAGCACAAAAGCAAGAGGAAAUUGCAGCCAAGAAUCAUGCUCUUGAGUUGGCUAAGGCUGCAGAGGAUGAAAAUGCAGGCCAGCAAAUGGAUGUUGAUGCCCAGAAUGAGAACGCGCAGCUGUGCAUGGCUGAAAGCUUGCCUUCUAAUAUGCCUGAUGCUGCGGUGGGAGAGAAGACAACACCAGUACAAGGUUAUAGUUCUGAAGGUACUGAUAGUCAGCUUUCCCAUUCAGGUAGAGAUAACCCUAAUGGAGUUUCCGAAAUAGUUGUUGAGGAAAAUAAGAUGGUUAUUGAGUCGGUUGAUGGGGCUGCUGGUGAUGAUAUAACAGCUGAAGUUGCCAAAGUCAAUCCAGAUUUUGAGGAUCAACAGAAUGUGGUGGAAGUCACAAGCCUAGAUGGUGUCUUCCGCAAGGAAGAAGAUUGCGUCCCAGAAACGGAUGACAAGAAUAAUUGUGCCAAUGGGGAUACCAUGCAGGUCUCUGGUGUCGAAGGGGGCGUAGUGAAUUCAGCUGGUAAUAGCAUUAACCAAAUGCCAAAUGCAUUGAAGGCUGAGCCUUCCCUUGCUAGUGAUUCUGCUGAGAAACAAACUGAAAUGGCAGAUAUGAAUGCCAAUUCCAAUCAGGUCAUCACAAAGUUGGACGACUGAUGAGUUUUACUGUUCUCUGGAAUUGAUGAAAUCUAGCAUUGAACCUUUCUGUUGUUGCUCAAGUGGUGAAAUGAGUGAGUGGUAACCAGGACCUAUGGUACUGUUCUCUGAUUCUCAUAAUUUGGACUUUUCGUGUUUGUACCAAAGCUGGAAAUCAUUAUUCUCUAUUGUUCUUUUUUUUUUUUUUUUCCCUAUUAAAACACACCAAAGUGAGGUGAAAAAAAGAAGAAAGGGGAAGAGACCUGGAUUAGAACCUGAUGGAUGUGGUGAAGGCUAAGAUGUUAGUUUGGUCUCGAGUACGGUGUAACUGUUAUUUAUUGAGAAACUGUUGUAGAUUUUGUUUUCUUCCUAUAAUGAUAUAAUGUGGUGUCAGUCUUCUUUAAGCUUUAAA